AUGCGGUUGCAUUUGGCAAUCGUUGUUGCUGUGCUGCUGAUGGUGUCACAGAUAAGCUCGAAUAACAUCAUCCUGCAUCACUUAUCACUUUUCAUAGAGCAGCACUGGUAUAAUAAUAUAUCACAGAUAUAUCGAUUAAAUGAUUGCAAAUAUUCAAAAGUAAAAGUGGAAGCUUCCAAGAAGAUCUUUAUCAUUGUUAGCAGGACGAAUUGGUGCAAUGAAGUUAUCAAAAUGAUAUUUGGCGCAAGUGCGAAAGCAAUGAGGAAGAGCUCAAGUGUGAUUGCAUGGGCUACACCAUACAAUUACAGCAGAUCGAUAGAUCAACCUAACAGGUGCCAUGAUGAUGCAUACUUUGAUAACGCUACCAGAACUGCCUAUGGAUUAGCUAAAGUGGAUUUGUUUUGCCGUAGAAGACGAUUAAAUUUUUUGCCACGGAUUUGGAAACGAUCUUUUCAGGAAAAUAAUCAGAAGAAGCAUGAGCAUCAACCAUUCAGAGUUGGUAUUCAUGAAAGCAACGAAAGUCUUAUCACAAUUACAAUGGGCGUGUUGUUGUACGCCAUUUUGGGAGUGUGCUUUUUGGCCGGCAACUUGGCAUACCUGUUCGGAAUAUUCAUUGUUUAUGACUCAUCAGUUGUUGAAGAAGACAAAAAAGGAUCGUCAAGCGACGAGUCACAAUAG
Molecule: messenger RNA, 678 nt
Organism: Brugia malayi
Lineage: Eukaryota; Metazoa; Nematoda; Chromadorea; Rhabditida; Onchocercidae
Exons: 5
Coding region: 1-678 (225 amino acids)
Source: RefSeq, a predicted model, not a curated record